AUGGACGCGACCCCAGAUCAGCGGCGCACCAACAUGGUAUUCCUCCUAACGCACCCUCGAACUGCCUCAAACCUUGUAACCCGAAUCCUAAACUUGGACAAUCAACCAGCCUUCAAGUCCGACAUGAACGGAUACUUUUUCCUGCCGUCCGUUUCUCGUCGGCUCGAACUGGCUGAUCGUAGCUCCGAAGAUUGGACUGAGCAAGAACGAGCAGACAUGAACCGCUGUCUCUCUAACUGUCUCCGAACCCUCGUCGAUUGCGUGGCAGCAGCAGAAGCCGAAGGGAAGAGUGUUUAUGUCAAAGAACACCUCAUGUGGAUGCUCUCACCUGAAGCAGAAAAUUUGGGAAAACGAGGAGUACCGGCCGCCGGGGGCGGACAGAUACAAAACCAGACGGUGCUACCUGAUUCAUUAUUGACGAAAUGUAUACCUACGUUCUUGAUUCGACACCCUGCGUUGGUGUUUCCGUCACUUUACCGAACCUGUGUCGACCUCGAAGGCCCUGAACAAGCCAGAAAAAAUGCGGAUGGGAGUUUCCGAAUGGAGAUGACCUGGAGAUGGAGCCGAAACAUGUGGGAGUGGUACAACAGGCAAGUUAAUGAUGGAACACACGCUCGAGGGGCUUCGGGGGAUGAUAGGAUAUCUGGCUCGCCGUGGCCGAUCAUCCUAGACGCGGACGAUGUCAUUCUUCACCCAAGCGUCAUGAAAAGAUAUUGUCAGAUUGUAGGUUUGGAUCCAGAUAGAUGUCAAUUCGAAUGGGAGUCUGCCACCGCCGAGGAGCAGCAAAGCUUGCAUGCCUUUGAAAGAAGGAUGAAGUCGAGCCUGUUGUCCUCCACUGGUCUGAUCAAGGAGGGGAAGACCGCGGUCGGAUUAGAUAUCGAGCGCGAAGCACAAAAAUGGAAGGACGAAUUCGGAGAAGAGGAAGCUGAAAAGCUUCGUUCGUGGGUCGAGGAUGCAAUGCCAGACUAUGAGUACCUGAGAGAAAGGCGGCUGAAACCGGGGAGUGGUUGA
Messenger RNA from Fonsecaea multimorphosa CBS 102226, 1011 nucleotides. RefSeq lists its product as uncharacterized. The coding region runs from base 1 to 1011 and encodes 336 amino acids. The record is from RefSeq and is a predicted model, not a curated record. The transcript has a single exon. NCBI's taxonomy places the organism in Eukaryota, Fungi, Ascomycota, Eurotiomycetes, Chaetothyriales, Herpotrichiellaceae.